Molecule: messenger RNA, 1281 nt
Organism: Lagopus leucura (white-tailed ptarmigan)
Lineage: Eukaryota; Metazoa; Chordata; Aves; Galliformes; Phasianidae
Product: urea transporter 2-like
Exons: 8
Coding region: 1-1281 (426 amino acids)
Biological process (GO): urea transmembrane transport
Cellular component (GO): membrane
Molecular function (GO): urea transmembrane transporter activity
Source: RefSeq, a predicted model, not a curated record
AUGGAUCUUGGAGAAAUUGUUGUGGCUGAAAGUCCGGCUGAGAGGAACCUAUGUGCAGAGAAGCAGCCAAGAAGCCAGGACGUGCUGGGGAGAAGUGGAAAACAAAUCCCCCAAGUUUUCAAGUAUCUCACAGGAGAAAUGAAAGAAUAUGGAGAGUGGAUGAAAAAUAAACCCCUCAUGUUUCAGCUGGUGGACUGGAUCUUGCGAGGCACCUCUCAAGUGAUGUUUGUCAACAACCCUCUCAGCGGGCUCAUCAUUUUAGUGGGGCUUUUCAUCCAGAAGCCAUGGUGGCUGCUGACGGGCUGUGUUGGAACUGUCACAUCAACGUUAACUGCUCUGGCUCUCAGUCAGGAGAGAUCAGCCAUUGCAUCAGGGCUGCACGGCUAUAAUGGGAUCCUGGUGGGAGUGCUCAUGGCUGUCUACUCGGAUAAGGGAGAUUACUACUGGUGGCUUCUUACCCCUGUGGCAGUUAUAUCCAUGGCCUGUCCAGUCCUGUCCAGUGCUUUGGGAUCUAUUUUCAGUAGAUGGGACCUUCCUGUACUCACUCUGCCCUUCAAUACUGCGGUGACUUUGUACUUGGCAGCCACAGGACACUACAACCUUUUUUUUCCUACAACCCUCAUCAAGCCUGUAGCAUCGGUGCCCAAUAUCACUUGGUCUGCAAUCAAUGUGCCUCUGCUUUUGCAGUCCAUCCCAGUUGGUGUUGGUCAAGUGUACGGCUGUGAAAACCCCUGGACUGGAGGCAUCUUCCUUGUUGCUUUAUUCAUCUCUUCCCCACUUAUUUGCUUACAUGCUGCAAUUGGAUCUACAGUUGGAAUGCUUGCAGCACUGAGUAUUGCAGCACCAUUUGACAGCAUCUACCUUGGCUUACACAAUUACAAUUGCGCUCUCGCAUGCAUUGCAAUUGGAGGCAUGUUCUAUGCCCUGACCUGGCAGACUCAUUUGCUGGCCCUUGCUUGUGCAUUGUUUUGUGCCUACUCUGGAGCAGCUCUUACUAAUGCACUAUCUGUGCUUGGACUACCACUCUGUACCUGGCCUUUUUGCUUCUCGGCGCUUCUCUUUUUGCUGUUAACCUCAGACAACCUGGACAUCUACAAAAUCCCCCUCUGCAAAGUCACCUACCCGGAAGCAAACAGGAUCUACUAUCUGAGAAUGAAGAGAAGAGCAUCAGAAAGCAGAAGAGAAGAGCAGAAGCAAAAGGAGCAGAAACCUUCUGGCGACUCAAGAAUAAGCACAGGUGGCACUCCCUUGUGCACCCCCAAAAACAGUCGCAAUCACUGA